CCAGGAUGCUCUGCGCUGCUGUCAUGGCUGCUCCCGUGUACCUGUAUCCUCACAGGGGACGCUAGUCCUGUGGGUGUCUUGACGGUACCCGUGGCCACCAGACGCCGGCGACCUUUGGUCCCUGCUCCUUUCGCUUCCUCCUCCCCCGAGGGGCCCUCGCGGGACCCCGAAUUGGGUCCAGUGAUGCCGGGGGUGACGUGGACUCCGGAGCGGGCACUUCUGAGGGGCUUCUCCACGAAGGCGGAGCGGCUGUUGUGCAAGCAGGAGGGGCGCUGUGGCUCAGAUAUUGGAGUUUUCUUAGACUUGCUGUUGGAAGGGAGCUAUGAAGCCAUGUUCUUACAUUCAUUGACACGAAAUAUAUUCAACUUCACAAUGAUGGCUGGAGAAAAGAUUGACAGCUACCUGGAGAAGCAGAUAGUAAAUUUCCUGGAUUGCUCUACGGAUUUGGAGGAAAUUGAAAGGUAG
This is a messenger RNA of Peromyscus eremicus (cactus mouse), 465 nucleotides long. RefSeq names its product tetratricopeptide repeat protein 27-like. NCBI's taxonomy places the organism in Eukaryota, Metazoa, Chordata, Mammalia, Rodentia, Cricetidae. Bases 184 to 465 code for a protein of 93 amino acids. The record is from RefSeq and is a predicted model, not a curated record. The transcript is spliced from 2 exons.